UUGAGCAGCAGGAGACAUGAACCCCAUAAACCAUAAUCAAUCUUAGACGUCUGCACUGCUGCAGCAGUUGUGUGCGCGAUGUCAAACGAGGACAGGGUGGUUUUAGCGCUCGGUGGAGCAGGAACCGUCGGCUCCGGCAUAGUGAAAGCUCUCCUGGACAGAGGUUUCAAAGUUGCUGUGAUCUCCAGAGACAACAUCAAGUUGGAGAAACUCAAAGGGUUUGUUUCACCCAACACAAAAAGUAACCUGACCACUUUAGUGGGGAAUGUUGGCUCAGUGGAAGGAGUGGAGGAGGUGAAACAGGCCUUGCUUAAGUCUGUGGGAAAGAUCACAGAUGUGGUGUCCUCUCUGGGCUUCAGCUGGUGGCAGGGAGGUCCACCACACACUCAACCCCUCAAAGAACUGCAAUGGGUUAUUGAGACUCUGCUUUUCAGCACCUUUGUGUCUUGGAAAGCGUUCUUUCCCCUGGUGAGAGAUGAUCCUAACUGCACCUACACAUUUAUCACAGGAGGUGCUGGAGAGAAAGUGUUGAUGCCUGGCACAGGGUUCCUGACCGUAGGCGCAGCAAGCGCUCUGGCGUUCUGUCAGGUUCUGCGUGAGGAGUACCCAGAGUUGCCAUGCAAACUCAACCAGGUGAAAAUCAAUACGGGUGUGGCGGCCCCAGACCGAAUGGCCCCCGGGUACCUGAAUCACUUGGAUUUAGGGGAGGCUGUGGCUGCGCUGGUGGAGCGCCGCAACACGUCCCACACAGUCUUCUCCGUGAGCUGUCCUGCCGAUCUAAAAACUGUUAUCUUGGGGGGCAAUCUGUAAGCCUGACUCGUCUUCAGAUUUUCCUCUGUAUUCCCUUUAUCCUGUUAGUAUGCGUGCAUUGUUUUAAUUGCAUGUAAACAAAACAUUCCUGUAUUGCAAAUAGCCAGCUUUGUCAUAGUAGAGUCAUAGCCUUGACAUACUCAUUGUGCUCAAAACAAAUCAAUAUAAUAGGCAAUGGAAUGGUACAAAUGCUUGGAGUGCAGCAGAGCAUGAACUCGGCCCUAGAUAUGUAAGCUUGACAUCGAAGAAAAGAGAGACGUGUGAGAACGAAUGUGAAAACAAACUCGGUCUUUUCCUCUGUUAGAGUAAGAUA
Rhinichthys klamathensis goyatoka is the source of this 1123-nucleotide messenger RNA. RefSeq lists its product as uncharacterized. Gene Ontology annotation, molecular function: 2,4-dienoyl-CoA reductase (NADPH) activity. The record is from RefSeq and is a predicted model, not a curated record. Bases 79 to 810 code for a protein of 243 amino acids. Gene Ontology annotation, cellular component: mitochondrion. NCBI's taxonomy places the organism in Eukaryota, Metazoa, Chordata, Actinopteri, Cypriniformes, Leuciscidae. Gene Ontology annotation, biological process: fatty acid beta-oxidation. The transcript has 6 exons.